AAGUCAUUCGAGUGACCCAUCCUGAUGCAUUUUCUGAACAGCGAAAGGUGUCUCGAGCAAAAUGUUACCACCGGGAAGCGGGCAGUAUGAUGUCGGGUGCAUGGAUGUAAUGACCGGCUUGGAUGUGACUGAGUGGAGUUUCUUCCGCUUAUUUUAUCCAUCCUCAAUAAAAGGAACAUCAGCUGAUGAGACGAAAGGAGUACCAUGGUUUCCACGGAAACAAUACAGGGAUGCAAUUGUGAAGCAGUUGAAACAGGGGUAUCCUGAAGUGAAUGAGAAAGACAAACAGGUGUUACUAUCCAAUAUGGAUUCCGCUACUGUUCCUGUACAUUGGAAUGGUCCGCUGUUGUCCAAUGGGAAUCUCUUCCCAAGCGUUAUAUAUUCUCAUGGACUUAGUUCAAGUCGGUUUCAGUACAACACCCUAUGUAUGGACCUCGCUUCGCAUGGAUACAUUGUUGCAAUUGUAGAACACAGAGAUAAUUCUGCAUGUACAACCUACUGCUUGAGGCCAUCUGAUGAAGAUAAGAUGACUCUUAAAGAAGAGUUUGUCACAUUUAUAUUGUCAUUGCCAAGCAGAGAAGAGUAUGCACUCAGAAAUAGUCAGGUAAAACAGAGAGCUAAGGAGUGCACCAGAACACUGGAUCUAUUACACAAAAUGAAUAAAGGACAGUUGAUCCAAAACCAAAUGGACAUUCAUUGCAACUUCUCUCAAUUUAAGGGAAGACUAGACACAGACAAUGUCUCUGUCAUUGGUCACUCAUUCGGAGGCACUACAGCAAUACAGUCUCUCUAUCAAGACAAAAGAUUCAGGUGUUGUAUUGCGUUGGAUUCUUGGAUGUUUCCAUUGGAUAUCAGGACCAUAUCACAUGACAUUCAUCAACCAAUCCUAUUCAUUAAUGACGAAAGAUUUCAAUGGACAGGAAAUAUUGUUCGAAUGAACAGAAUUCUAUCGGAUAAAACUGGUGGAGAAAGAAGACUGAUUACCAUCAUGGGUACAGAUCAUGACAAUCAAACAGACUUUCCAUUCUUAUUGGAUUACUGGAGAAAACAGAACAGAUUGGACCCUCAUGUAGCCAUGGCAACACAGAAUAAUGCUAUAAUUGCUUUCAUAUCAAAGCACACAGGAAUGGUGUAUAAUAAAUCACUGGACCGCAUCUUUGAAGGAGAUUAUCCAAAUGUUAUUAAAGGAACAAAUGUAAAGCUACAUAAGAAUCCAAAUUCUAAACUAUGA
This is a messenger RNA of Saccoglossus kowalevskii, 1231 nucleotides long. Its product is annotated as platelet-activating factor acetylhydrolase-like. Lineage: Eukaryota; Metazoa; Hemichordata; Enteropneusta; Harrimaniidae. Gene Ontology annotation, molecular function: 1-alkyl-2-acetylglycerophosphocholine esterase activity. The record is from RefSeq and is a predicted model, not a curated record.